AGGCAAAGACACCUUCCGGUAUCAACACUUGAUCAGGUGGUAGAGUGUACAGGAGGUUUUUGUUUGACAGAUUUAGCCAGGUACAUUAGUACAUGCACACAAACGAACAGUUACCAUAAAGAGUCAUGGUGUUUCUUCUUCCAGUGCCAUUGCAAGGCGUGGACAAGGGACGGCUGGCUGUGAGAAAUUGGAUGGUUGCUUGCUUGCUAGCUAGAUCAGUAGUCUGACAAUACUUUGUUCAGCUAUGCUAGCUAGCUAACGCUACUUAUUAGCUACAGAAUGACAGCUCCUGUCUGUGCUGUACACACACUUAAUUAGCAAGCCGAGUUUCGUCGUGUCGAGUUUUUUUGAAUGCCCUUAUGGAGUAUAGAGUGUUCUUUUCUGUGUAGUUUUCGAUGCACAUGAUCUGGUACUUUUAACGUUCUUGUCUCAAGGAUAACACCUUGCCCAUUUUCAUUACUAAGGGGAAUGAACCAUUAGCCAAGCUAACUUGAGCUGGUAAUGUUUGUCUGUUAUAUAUGGAAUUGUAUUCAGCUAGGUGCACGGAACAUGCGACAGUAGCUAGCAGUGUUUGUUCACAAUGUUCAGCAGAAAAAUGAAUGUCACCUCAGCGAAAAAUAAGCUACUUAAAGCUAGUGGCAUAACAGGCCUCAAAGACAAUCUUGAAGUGCGUGUGAAGUUAGAACGCUCGCCUCAAGUAGAUGAACUUGUCAAGUGCGAAAACAAGCGAAACCCUGCCCGUGUCUACACCGUGGCUACUGUUGGCAGUAGCAUUUCUCACGGUAUCCGAAUUAAAGUAGAACCAAGUCACGAUGAGACGCAGGCAAUCAAAGAAGAGGUGACAUCUGCAGAGCCCUGUCCCUCGGAAGCCAUCUCUCCCAAGCUGGAGCCGGACUGUGAGGGGAUGAGUGUGUGGGCUGUGCAAAUAAAAACAGAACCAGAAUCCGACUUCGACAUCCCGCAGCCAGGAGAGGCAGAUCUCAAGCCUGUUAAGAGAGAAGAUGAAGGAGAUCAAGACGUCAAGCUGGAGGCACCGGAGGAUGGUGCGUCAUUGGCUACAGUCCACGCUGGUCAGUUCUUCCCCUGUCCGCACUGCUCCAUGUCCUUCACCGACUGCUCCUACCUGGACAAGCACCUGAAGUGGACCCAUCAGUUGGAGUACCAUGCCCUCCUGGAGAAGCAGGCCUCCGAGGCUCCAGAGGGCCUCCAGCAGAUGGUCCAGUGCACCAGGUGCAACAGCCGCUUCUUCACCCUCCGGCAGCUCCAGGCCCACGAGCGCCAGGCUCACCCCAAACCCGUCGCCCCCCCGCCCCGCAAACGCCACACCUGCCCCCAGUGCGCCCGCAGCUUCCACUACCUGGCCAGCCUCCAGAAGCACUGCGUCCGCUGGCACAGGCUGCAGACGGUCUGCGCAGACGGCCAGCUCAGCUGCGCCCGCUGCGGGAAGAGCUUUGCGGGGACCUGGGGCCAGGGGCCGCACCACUGCCAGCUGCCAGGGGCCCCAGUGGAGCCGCAAGCCAAAACCGAAGCAGACGCCGAUGGGGCAGAUGCAGACAGCAAAGGUCCAGCCGAAAGCGGUCCUGACUGCAAGGAGCUGCUCUUCCCGUGCCCCGACUGUGGCAAGAGCUACCGGACGAUGCAGAGCAUGCGCAUCCACACGCGCUCGCACACGGGCGAGAGGCCAUGCGUGUGCUCCGACUGCGGCCGGCGCUUCAAAGACAGCAGCAGCCUGCACAAGCACGCGCGCAUCCACUCAGGCCUGCGGCCCUUCGCCUGCCCACACUGCGCCAAGCGCUUCGGACGCAUGACGCACCUCAACUCGCACCUGCUCACGCACACGGGCCUCAAGCCCUUCCCCUGCACCGAGUGCGGCCACAGCUUCAGCCACCGCACAGAGCUGCGCAACCACCUGCGCAGCCACUCGGGCGAGAAGCCGUUCCGCUGCGCCGACUGCGGCAAGGACUUCGCCAUCAUGGGCAACUUGCGCGUGCACCAGCGCAUCCACAGCCAGGAGAAGACGCACCAGUGCGGCGAGUGCGGCCGCAAGUUCGGCGACGCCGGCGUGCUCAAGAAGCACCUGCGCGUGCACACGGGCGAGCGGCCGUACCACUGCACCACCUGCGGCAAGCGAUUCACCCGCGUGGCCCACCUGAAGAACCACCAGCGCACGCACACCGGCGAGAGGCCGUACGUGUGCGGCGAGUGCAGCAAGAGCUUCGCCCAGUCAGGAGACCUGACCAAGCACAAGCGCACGCACACGGGGGAGAAGCCCUACGCGUGCCCCGACUGUCCGCGCCGCUACAACAACUCGGGCGACCUGGGCAAACACCGGCGCAGCCACACGGGCCUGAGGCCCUACGCCUGCCAGGAGUGCGGCAAGAACUUCAUCAUGCUGCACCACCUGAAGACCCACAUGCGCACGCACACCGGGGAGAGGCCCUACCUGUGCCCACACUGCCCGCUCACCUUCAGCCGGGCACACCACCUGAGUGGGCACAUCCGCAAGAGCCACUGAGGGGCGAGCGCUGGGCAAAGGGCUGUGGGCAUCGUGGUGAUAUGGUCACUGGUCACUCAAGGGCUGUGAUGCCAGAGGGCCACUGGAACAUGCAUAUUAUUUAUUGUUAUGAUUCAAGGCUCUAUUUUGACUACACUCUUCACUAUUUUGAAAUAAUGACUGACACUAACAGCAUGAAUUCUGCUAAUGAUGCCUCCUGUCCGAAACACUGAACAUUAAAAUAUAUAGAGCAUUGGAAGUAAAGUUAAACAAUAAAUCCUAAUUAGUCCAUGAAGUGAUUACUGACAGGAUUGCUGAUUUGCACUUUUGAAUUGUUACAAUAUCCGUUUCAGUGAGUCUGUGCCCUAUCUGACCACGGAUGUUGUAGGCCGUUUCUAAUCUCACAAAGGCAGGUGGGAUUUGGCCAUCCCUUAUGAAUUGGUAAAACAAAUGAACAGGUUCAUUUAUAAAUAUAUGCAGUAACUUACUAACAAGUAGAGUAGGGUUGAGGUUGACUUCCUCACAGUUUUGGUGUUGAUGUUAAUUUUCCCAUUGUUGCAUGACAGUGAUCACUUACCACAACACCAAAGCAUUGAUUGUUUCAAACACCAAAUGUGGAGAUGAUUGUUAACUUGCCGCAGAUGAAGGUACUUCUGGCUCAACUGAGGCCUGAUGCUUCAUUCAUCCCAAUGAUCAACUGUCAUUUAAUCUGCUGGUCAUAUGAUUAUAUCCUAAUUAUUACUGCUAUGACAUGCAGGGCUUUGACUACAGUGUGCGUUAUAAUGGCUAAUGCUUACAUCCAAAAGCUGCGUAAUUUAUUCCUGUCAGAUUGAGGUGGAGAGAGAAAUGAUGAUUGUUUGAAUUUUGUUUUCGUAUUUAUGAUCAUGAAAUAAAUAAACAUGAGAGGCCCGGCUUGACAAACUCUUUUUUUUGUUCUUGUUUCACAUUUACUGUUCACAGAGCAAGUAGUGGGGCAUUAUCGUGUAACUAGUAUUUAUCAAUACAUUUACCCAAUGGACUUAGGUGAAGGUCAAGGUUGGAAUGCUAUUUUCUUGGUCCUAUUUCCCUCCCUUUCUCUUUUCACUUUGUAUCGCAACAGUAGAUUUUAUUAAAUGGUAGUAUACAUAUAAAUCACUGAUUCAUUGAUGAUUGGCCCAAUCAUUAAUUAUGGAAAUACUGUGGUUAACUAUAACCAUGCAGGCCUUGGCUGUUAAAAUGCUUUGCCUCUUGUGUACAUAAAGCAAGUUUAAAUUCAACGCAGACUACCGUAUGUGUUUGCUAGCCCACUGGUUGGAUCUGCUACUAUCACUAGCUUGUUUGGUACGCCAGAUGUCCUUCAGCCAGCGACACUGUGUUUGUAUCUCUGACUACUAAAGUGCUUUCCAGUCAAGGUUAUUACAUUUACAAUGAAAGUCAACAAGAAUUGAAGAAAACAAUAAAAUAUUAAAGAGACUAAAAACAAAUGAAAUAUAUUGGACAUAUAAAAGUGAAAGAAUAAAAGAGAUAGAUGAGCAAAAGCUAAAACUAAUACAUCAAUAAAAGGAAAAUGGUUAAGACAAAUCAAAAUGAACAUAAGCAAGUCAAAUCUAAAAUGGACAAAAAAAGGAUGGAUAACAGAAAAAUAAAUAGGAACAUAAAACCAUAAAUAUGGAUAAAAGAACAGAAAAGAACCACAGUAAAAAAAAAAAACA
Clupea harengus (Atlantic herring) is the source of this 4185-nucleotide messenger RNA. RefSeq lists its product as uncharacterized. NCBI's taxonomy places the organism in Eukaryota, Metazoa, Chordata, Actinopteri, Clupeiformes, Clupeidae. The record is from RefSeq and is a predicted model, not a curated record.